Cataglyphis hispanica is the source of this 1331-nucleotide messenger RNA. Its product is annotated as homeobox protein Nkx-2.5-like. The transcript has 3 exons. NCBI's taxonomy places the organism in Eukaryota, Metazoa, Arthropoda, Insecta, Hymenoptera, Formicidae. Gene Ontology annotation, biological process: cell differentiation; regulation of transcription by RNA polymerase II. Gene Ontology annotation, cellular component: nucleus. The record is from RefSeq and is a predicted model, not a curated record. Gene Ontology annotation, molecular function: RNA polymerase II cis-regulatory region sequence-specific DNA binding; DNA-binding transcription factor activity, RNA polymerase II-specific. The coding region runs from base 102 to 1244 and encodes 380 amino acids.
AGAUUUAUUUAAGAAAAAGUGUAAAAGAAAAGUGAUUUAUUUAACGAAGUGACAUUCGAUGCAUCAUAAAUAACUCGAUUGAAUAUCGAGGAUGCUUUAGAAUGUUGUCUUCUUCAAUAUCGACUCCGUUCAGCGUUCGUGAUAUUCUUAGUGAAGAACAGCAACUUGGCGCCAUGGAUUGUUACGUGCAUCAUCAAAAUCAAACACAACAACAUGUGCAUCAGGAUUAUUAUUCAUAUAAUGUUGUACCUGAAAACAAUUGGGAAAUGGAUAAAUUUAAAGAGCAAUCGAUGCCCAGCUAUCAACAUUAUUCAGAUCUUAAUCACGUUCACCAGUUGAGUCAGGUGGUACCACCAUAUCAAGAAACUUCUAUUACUGAAGACGGUAAUAUUGUUACAUCCAGCAAAACAGAACUGCGCAAAAAUCAAUCUGGUAAAAGAACGAAACGGAAGCCAAGAGUGUUGUUCUCGCAAACACAAGUUUAUGAAUUAGAACAGCGAUUUAAGCAACAAAGAUAUCUGAGUGCACCUGAGAGGGAAAUGCUAGCUCAAACCUUGAAAUUAACUAGCACGCAAGUGAAGAUUUGGUUCCAAAAUCGACGAUACAAGAACAAACGUGCCCGAAUCGAGGAUGCCGAAAAACUGCAGGCGCAGAACAUGAAGAAUCAAUCAUUAAAGAAGAUUGCGGUGCCAAUUCUUAUCAAGGAUGGCAAACCUAACGUACAAGAAUCUUACAAUGGUCCUUACUGGCCGAACAUCCGAUCGGAUUUAAACGUUUCAAUGCAGACAGAUUUUAGGACGAACGAGAUUCGUCUCAGUCCCGACUUUAGGUCCAACUCAAACGAGGUGAGAAUUGAAAACUCCAGUAUUAGCCCGGACUAUAAAUCGGAGGUCAGUUCAGAGAUGCCCGGAAGAUCAAAUCUGAAUAAUAUAGGGGACAGACAGCACGUAUCAGAAUACAGGAACAAUUUUGUGACGGAAGCACCACCGGGAGUGCACGAUUGCAAUCGAUUAAUUAAGACGCAAUUUAAAACAUGCGCUAACGCGAAUGAAGCUGUAUCAUAUGAUCUGAAAAAUGUUCAAUCCGAUAAUAAACAGCUUGUGACUGACAAGCGGAUACCUAUGGACGUUCCCAAUGGCGAAUAUGGAUUCUCGAAUUACAUUGCUCCGCCUAAUUACCAAAUGCAGUACGUAAAUUAUAUGGAACAAAUACCUAUGGAUCAAAAUCUGCAGCGGCUAUGGUAGGUGCAUUUUUAUGAAAAAGAAUUAAUGCAAGAAUUAUGAAUGUAUGUGAUUGAUUACUGUACAACUCCUGCUUUCAAGUUUAUAAUG